AUGGAGAGUGAUCACACCCUCGAGCGCAGCUACAAAAUUAACGCGAUGCAGGUUUUACACCGAGAAAUUUCACAGGUAUAAUCUCCACAGCUUGAAACCCAAUCUUCUAACGCUUUUAAAUCUUUAAAGCUUGAAAAAAAUCGCCUAGAAAAACUGUCAUCAAAGCUUCAAUUAAUUAAGCAGCAAAUUGAGCAUUACACUCAAGAAAUACACAGAGUAUCAGAAGGAAUAAAAGAUGCAAAUUGAAAAUUCACUAAUUCUUUAUAAUUUUUUUUUAAAUUAUUUCUAAUUAAAAAAUAAAAAAUUUUUAAAAAAUAAUUAUUUAAUACGAAAUUAAAGAAGUUUGCCAUGAUUUAAGCAAGAUAAAGAAUCCAAAUCCUCUGAUAUCCAACAUAUGUGAAAAGUUUAUGAUUGUUUUAGAUCAACAAGAUAGAUCCUGAAAAGCAUUUUUACGUACAGUAAAACAUUAUAAUCCGCUAAAAAGCUUAAUGUGUAGUGUGAACCCAGAGAUAUUUAGCAAAGAGCUUAUUGCUGAUUUAAUGCCGAUUUUAAAACAUCAGCAAUCAAUACAGCAAAAAUUGCAUAAAACACAUAAAAGUGUAUCGGUUUUAGCUGAAUGAAUAAGCUAUUCAGUUAGGCUAGACAUUUUGCUGCCAUUUUACAAUUUUUAUAAUUAUUUUUUUUUAAAAAAAUUACAUAAACCAUUCAGUCGAAUAUAAAAUCAAAAAAGACACCUUUGCUUCCUACAAAAAGAAACUCCCCAGUAUCGAAAAAAAGCUAAAAUCUCAAGUCGAAAUUAUUGCAGAAAUAAAUGCACUAAUAUUAACUCUUGAAGAACAAAUUGCAGAAGCAAAACUAAGCAUUGAGCAGUCUAAGCUCAACGAAGAAGACACAGAAGAGCAUAAAUCCAGCUUUGAUUGAAGCUGAAGCACUACAAAAAUUAACAACAUAAGCUCAAAAAUCCUAGACGAAAAGACCAUUAAUUUUGCCCCACUUCAUAAAGGAACUGCUUCAGGCGGCAUUUUAAGAUCUUCUUUUCUAGAAAAGAAGAAAUUACAAAGAGAGUUCCCAGAUUUCAAUUUGAAAUCAGAAGAAUUGUAUGUUGAAAACCCUAAAAGUUUUAGCAUUGACAAAGGGACGAAUUUGGAUUUGGAAGGGGCAAGCGAAUUGCUUGGGUGUUAUAGAAGCAGAUUUUUCUGUUUUUAA
Messenger RNA from Blepharisma stoltei, 1206 nucleotides. The record is from the annotation of a GenBank genome assembly. NCBI's taxonomy places the organism in Eukaryota, Ciliophora, Heterotrichea, Heterotrichida, Blepharismidae.